AUGACAUCGCUACUUCACAAAAAUUUGGUAGUUAACGAACUUUUUCAUAUUAAACAUCAGUCAUCAAGCGACGAGAUACAGGGAGCGAAACAAGAUGGGGUUUUUUACCCCUAUAUUCUUAAUCGCUUUAGUGUACUGGUCAGUACACUCCCUACUCUGAUGAUGAUGAUGAACUUUAUUCAUAUGAUGUUCACAAUGCAAUGCUUAGAAUUCAUCUCUAAAAAGAUCUUCGUUGUCCACAAAAUAUAUCCACAAACUAUGUCCACAAAAUAUGUCCACAAACUAUGUCCACAAACUAUGUCCACAAACAAUGUCCACAAAAUAUGUCCACAAAAUAUGUCUACAAAAUAUGUCCACAAACAAUGUCCACAAAAUAUGUCCACAAACAAUGUCCACAAAAUAUGUCCACAAACUAUGUCCACAAACUAUGUCCACAAAAUAUGUCCACAAACUAUGUCCACAAACUAUGUCCACAAACAAUGUCCACAAAAUAUGUCCACAAACUAUGUCCACAAAAUAUGUCCACAAAAUAUGUCUACAAAAUAUGUCCACAAACAAUGUCCACAAAAUAUGUCCACAAACAAUGUCCACAAAAUAUGUCCACAAACUAUGUCCACAAACUAUGUCCACAAACAAUGUCCACAAAAUAUGUCCACAAAAUAUGUCCACAAACUAUGUCCACAAAAUAUGUCCACAAACUAUGUCCACAAACUAUGUCCACAAAAUAUGUCCACAAACUAUGUCCACAAACUAUGUCCACAAACAAUGUCCACAAAAUAUGUCCACAAAAUAUGUCCACAAACUAUGUCCACAAACAAUGUCCACAAAAUAUGUCCACAAACUAUGUCCACAAAAUAUGUCCACAAACUAUGUCCACAAACUAUGUCCACAAACAAUGUCCACAAAAUAUGUCCACAAAAUAUGUCCACAAACUAUGUCCACAAACUAUGUCCACAAAAUAUGUCCACAAACUAUGUCCACAAACUAUGUCCACAAAAUAUGUCCACAAACUAUAAUUAA
Messenger RNA from Clunio marinus, 1020 nucleotides. Lineage: Eukaryota; Metazoa; Arthropoda; Insecta; Diptera; Chironomidae. The record is from the annotation of a GenBank genome assembly.